Messenger RNA from Mya arenaria, 2128 nucleotides. RefSeq names its product coadhesin-like. Bases 1 to 2037 code for a protein of 678 amino acids. Lineage: Eukaryota; Metazoa; Mollusca; Bivalvia; Myida; Myidae. The transcript has 14 exons. The record is from RefSeq and is a predicted model, not a curated record.
AUGAAUUUGGUCACGUUAUUUACAGAUGGUCUAUGGACAGACUGGGGAGCAUGGAGCGCCUGUAGUACCACGUGUGGGACGUCUGUUCGCUACCAUUUCAGGAAUUGCAGUAAAUCUAUCAACAACGGAACCUGCAAGGGACAGUUCUAUGAGACCGGGUACUGUUCAUCUGAAUGCCCAGUUAAUGGAGCUUGGUCUGUCUGGUCAGGAUGGGGAUCGUGUUCGCGCACGUGUGAAACCGGAAGUAAGCAAAGGAGUCGCGCGUGCGCAAACCCGCCUCCAGCGUAUGGCGGCGAUAAAUGUCUUGGACCAGCUACUGAUACCACACCGUGUGUCAUUCACCUACAUUGUCCAGUUAAUGGCGCCUGGUCUGAUUGGUCAGUUUGGAGCACGUGUUCUCGCACGUGCGGAUCCGGAAGUAAACAAAGAAGUCGCGCAUGCGCACAUCCGCCUGCGUCAUAUGGUGGCAAGAACUGUAUCGGACUAUCUACGGAUACUUCAUCAUGUGUCAGUCAGCACGACUGUCCAGUCGAUGGCGCCUGGUCUGAUUGGUCGGUCUGGAGCACGUGUUCUAGCACGUGCGGACCCGGAAGCAAACAACGGAGUCGCGCAUGCGUAGACCCGCCCCCUGGGUAUGGUGGUCAAAACUGUUUUGGACCAGCUACUGACUUGGCUCCAUGUGCCGCUAAUAUAAAUUGUCCAGUCGAUAGCGUAUGGUCUGAUUGGUCAGACUGGGCCGCGUGUUCUCGCACGUGCGGUUCCGGAAGUAAACAACGUAGCCGCGUAUGCGUAAACCCGUCUACGGCACUUGCUGACGUGAAUUGUCCUGGACUAUCUACGGAAACUACAUCGUGUGCUGUUCAACAAUAUUGUCCAGUCGAUGGCGCUUGGUCUGAUUGGUCGAUCUGGACCACGUGUUCUCGCACGUGCGGAUCCGGAAGUAAACAAAGAACACGAGCAUGCGCAUAUCCUCCCCCUGCGCAUGGUGGCAAGCAGUGUAUUGGACUUUCUACGGAAACUGCAUCGUGUCCCGAUCAACUCAAAUGCCCGGUUGAUGGCGCUUGGUCCGAGUGGACAGUCUGGGGCACGUGCUCUCACACGUGCGGCUCUGGAGUCGCGCAAAGGAGUCGAUCAUGCGAAAACCCGCCCCCUGCGAAUGGUGGACAAAAUUGUCUUGGACCAACUACUGAUUUUGAAGCAUGUGCCAUUGAUCUGAAAUGUUCAGUUUCAGUCGAUGGCGCUUGGUCUGAAUGGUCAGUCUGGAGCACGUGUUCUCGCACGUGCGGGUAUGGAAGUAAACAGCGGAGUCGCGUAUGCGCUAACCCCCCUCCUGUUCACGGUGGCCAAAAUUGUCUUGGACCAGCGACUGAUUUUGCUCCAUGUGCUGUUGAUCUUAAAUGUCUAGUUGAUGGCGCUUGGUCUGAUUGGUCGGAUUGGGACACGUGUUCUACCACGUGUGGAGUCGGAAUUAAACAAAGGAACCGCACAUGCGCAAAUCCACCACCGGCAAAUGGUGGACUGGACUGUUUUGGAAUAAUGACUGACAGAACAUGGUGUUCCAUUCAGCAUGACUGUCCAAUACCAACAACAACACCAGCAACGUCUACUGUUUUUGGCCAAGAGACUAGGUGUCCUAAAUUUUGGGUGGUCGGUGAUACGUCUUGCUAUUUCUUCGGUCUCAAUCGUAACUGGACGUCAGCCAAGGAAUAUUGUAACGACCAUGGCGCGGACCUCGUGAAAAUCGAUGACCAGGUGGAACAGGACUUUUUAGUGACUAAACUGCAACUAUGGGGAAUGGAUGUAUGGUGGACGGGAGGAAGAAAGACAACUUCACAGCUUAAAUUCCACUGGGAAUGGCAAGGCACAAUAAUUCCGUUUUCGUACCAAAACUGGUUCCCCUACGGCUAUACGGCUGGCGGAGACUGUGUGGCUUUGCAAAGUAGUUCCGAAUACAAAUGGACCCGUCGUCGAUGUAACGAUUCUAUACAGUGGGUUUGCGAAAAGGAUCAGGUUGAAAGUCCACCCUUAGUCGGAUAACAGAAGAAUAGCUCAGACGUGGCGUUUGGAACGACCAGUUGAUAUUACCUGUAUUUUAAUUGUUUUAAUAAACACUUGUCUGCCUUUUAAA